Messenger RNA from Phaethon lepturus (White-tailed tropicbird), 744 nucleotides. It is a transcript of the gene GBA1, whose product is annotated as glucosidase, beta, acid. Lineage: Eukaryota; Metazoa; Chordata; Aves; Phaethontiformes; Phaethontidae. Gene Ontology annotation, molecular function: glucosylceramidase activity. The record is from RefSeq and is a predicted model, not a curated record. Gene Ontology annotation, biological process: glucosylceramide catabolic process. The annotation marks the transcript as partial. The transcript has 5 exons.
AUGGGGCCUGGGUGCAGCGGUGUCCUGGGCUGGCUCCUGCUGAUGCAGGCAGCGCUGAGGGCAGCAGAUUUCCACCUCACCCUGGACACGGCGCAGCGGUACCAGAAGGUGAAGGGCUUCGGUGGCUCUGUCACAGACUCAGCUGCCAUCAACAUCCAGUCCCUGUCCAAGGAUGCCCAGAACCACCUGCUCCGCUCCUAUUUCUCCGAGGAAGGCAUUGAGUACAACCUUGUGCGCGUCCCCAUGGCCAGCACCGACUUCUCCGUCCGCCUGUACACCUACGCUGACGCGGAGGGCGACUUUCAGCUGAAGCACUUCAACCUGACGGAGGAGGACACGCGGAUGAAGAUCCCCAUCCUCCAGGCGGCCCAGGCAGUGGCCAAGAGGCCGCUGUCGCUGUAUGCCAGCCCUUGGACCUCCCCGGUCUGGAUGAAGACAAACGGCGCGAUGACAGGGAGGGGGACGCUGAAGGGCAGCCCCGGGGACAAGUACCACCAGGCCUGGGCCAAGUACUUCAUCCGGUGAGGGGCUGCAGGAGCACAGCGGGCACCGGGGGCGGGGAGCGAGCCUCCAGCUGGCGAGAUCGUCUUCUACCCCUUCCAGUGCCUGGGCUUCUCCCCCGAGCACCAGCGGGACUUCAUUGCACGAGACCUGGGCCCCGCGCUGGCCAACAGCUCCCACCGCGACGUCCAGCUCAUCAUCCUGGACGACCAGAGGGUGAUGCUGCCCUACUGGGCACAGGUG